AUCAGCUGUUAAAGCAAAACAAACGGACCGGCGGCAUACGCGAAUGGUAAUUGACCAAAUAAUUCACCUGUAAAUUUGAGAAGGCAUCAUACAAGGCGCAUCAAUAUAUGUAUGGAUGCGCCUUGGGCAUUAUAUAGGACUUAUGGAAAUAAAUUUACCAGGUAAAACAGUCGGCCGUCAUGCAUGCACCAACUGGAAGAUAGAAACCUUCAACCUACAUACCGAUAUAAUACGCCCAUGCGAAAAUGUUUUCUAACUAAAGAAUCCAACUAAGCGUCAACUAUUUUGGACUGUAACUAAACAAACUCUUAAUGGAUGCCUCUAAUUUCGUAAGAAAUAUGCCAAAAAUUGAGUUGCACGCCCACCUCAACGGCUCAUUAAGUACAAAAUCCAUAAAGGAAUUGGGUGAGCUGCUUUAUGGUGGUAAUACUAUAGAAUUCUUAAGACUCAGUGAACAAUUCAUCAACUUUGAAAACGUUGAUCUAGAUGGAUGUUUUAAGAAAUUCCAUUUUAUGCACGAAUUGACGUCAACACAGAAGGGUCUACAAUUAGCCACUAAACUAGCUAUUCGAGAUUUUUCCAAAGAUAACGUUAUAUAUUUAGAACUACGAACAACACCCAAACGAAAUUCUGUAAUGUCCAAGCAAGAGUAUAUGGAAUGCGUACUGAGUGCUAUAGAUCGUUCCAAUAAAACUGAAAACAUUCGUGUAAAUCUUAUACCAUCUAUCGAUAGAAGUAAAGAUUUUGCUGAAGCGGAGGACACAAUUAAUGUUAUAUUACAACUACGGAAUAAAUAUGAAGACAUUAUUACUGGUAUCGAUGUUAGCGGCAACCCUAAUAUUGGUGAAUUCGAGCAAUUCAUACCUGUUCUGGAGAAAGCUCGAAAGAACAAUUUAAAGUUGGCACUGCAUUGUGCAGAGAUUGAUAAUCCUUUGGAAAUUGAGAAAAUGAUCAAAUUUGGAAUGGAUCGGUGUGGACAUGGCACGUUCCUGAGUGAAUUUCAAUUGCGUGAGCUAGGAAGAAAAAACACUGUUAUUGAAUGCUGUUUGACAAGUAAUGUCAAGUGCGGCACAGUGGGAAAUUAUGACGACCACCAUUUUAGGCGCAUUUUCCAAAAUAAGAUAGCACCUGUAGUUAUAUGCACCGACGACUGUGGUGUGUUUGAUACUACUUUGUCAAAAGAAUAUGAGCUGGCAAAGAAGAAUUUCAAAUUAAAUGACGAUGACUUGUUGCAAAUAACUUUGAAUGCCGUGGAACAUGCGUUUAUUAAAGAUAGUGCCAAGCUAGAGUUGCGACAAAAAGUUCAACGGUACUUUGAAGCUGUUCCGUAGUUUACGUUUAAGAAAAAUAUGUCGGGCAGAUUAUUCAAUUCACUUCCGAGUGAAUUUAAUUAAUUGGGUAUGAAAUUCACUCUGAAGUGAAUUGCAGAAGCUGUUUGUAUAUGUUUGUAGAUACAUAUGUAUUUAUAUAACAUAUUGAAG
Rhagoletis pomonella (apple maggot) is the source of this 1481-nucleotide messenger RNA. RefSeq names its product adenosine deaminase-like protein (gene Ada). The transcript is spliced from 3 exons. Bases 312 to 1331 code for a protein of 339 amino acids. Gene Ontology annotation, biological process: inosine biosynthetic process; adenosine catabolic process. The record is from RefSeq and is a predicted model, not a curated record. Gene Ontology annotation, molecular function: adenosine deaminase activity. Lineage: Eukaryota; Metazoa; Arthropoda; Insecta; Diptera; Tephritidae.